AUGAGUACAAUCACUAAAGAUAACGACGGGUGGAUCGAGGCUGCACCUUCCAAGGAGGAAACGGGGCCCAAAGAUGAGGCUAUUGAAAACAUUACAUCUCAAAUGGGAGAACUAGGGUCUGAAAAUUCCGCUACAAACCUACUCAAAUCGACUUAUGAAGUCACAGUUACACUUGCAGACCAACAAGCCGAUCCAAAUUCCCCUCUUUAUAGCAUUAAGAAAUUUGAAGAUUUAGGCCUCCACGAAAACCUACUCAAGGGAAUUUAUUCUAUGAAAUUUCAGCGCCCUUCCAAGAUCCAGGAGCGCGCCUUGCCCCUUUUGCUUCAAAACCCCCCGCGUAAUAUGAUUGGGCAAUCACAAUCUGGGACCGGGAAGACCGCCGCGUUCGUGUUAACUAUGCUCAGCCGCGUUGAUGAGAGCAACCCAGCUCCACAGGCUAUAUGCCUCGCGCCUUCCCGAGAACUUGCCCGCCAAAUCAUGUCCGUCGUAACCAGUAUGGGUCAGUUUACCAAGGUUACCACAGGCUAUGCGAUCAAGGAUUCUCCUCGGGACGCUCAAGUGCAAGCGCAAAUAAUUAUCGGCACGCCUGGGACAAUGGCCGAUAUGAUCAGGAAAAAGGCCAUCAACAUUACUGGAGUCAAGGUGUUCGUACUUGACGAAGCAGACAAUAUGCUGGAUCAACAGGGAUUGGGUGAUCAAACUCUGCGAGUCAAAAAUGCAAUGCCCAAAACCUGCCAGAUUGUGUUAUUUAGCGCAACAUUCCCACCUCUGGUCAGGAAUUUUGCUGCCAAGUUCGCGCCGUCUGCAAACGAAAUCAAACUUAAAGAAGAAGAGCUCUCCGUUGAGGGUAUCAAACAAUUCUACAUGGAUUGCAAGGAUGAGCAACACAAGUACGACGUAUUGGUCGAUCUAUAUAGUCUCCUUACAAUUGGUCAAAGUAUCAUUUUCUGCAAGCGUCGUGAAGUAGCCGAUCAGAUCGCUCGGCGAAUGAGUGCAGAAGGCCACCAAGUAUCAUCACUUCAUGGCGCUAAAGAUGCAGCCGAGCGAGACACGACGAUUGACGAUUUCCGAGACGGGAAGUCUAAAGUCCUUAUUACGACCAAUGUCAUCUCCCGUGGUAUUGAUAUUCUUCAAGUGAACAUGGUGGUGAAUUAUGAUAUGCCCCUCACGGGAGAUGGAAAGCCCGAUCCUGAGACGUACCUGCACCGCAUCGGUCGUACUGGACGUUUUGGACGCAAGGGUAUCGCCAUUAACUUCGUCCAUGACAGGCGAUCUUGGGAAGAGAUGAAUGCCAUCGAAAAGGCGCUCCAUCAUCCUAUCUUACGAGUGGAGACGAAAGAUUUCGAUGAGAUGGAAAAGACCUUGCAAAAAGCCAUGAAGUCUUGA
Molecule: messenger RNA, 1386 nt
Organism: Rhizoctonia solani
Lineage: Eukaryota; Fungi; Basidiomycota; Agaricomycetes; Cantharellales; Ceratobasidiaceae
Product: DEAD/DEAH box helicase
Exons: 10
Coding region: 1-1386 (461 amino acids)
Biological process (GO): poly(A)+ mRNA export from nucleus
Cellular component (GO): nucleus; cytoplasmic stress granule
Molecular function (GO): RNA helicase activity; RNA binding; ATP binding
Source: RefSeq, a predicted model, not a curated record